CUCUCUGUGUGAUGUGUUAAUGUGCUUGUGCCGGUGAACUCUCACGAUCGUAAACUGUUCGCAAUCUAGUUAUCUGCAUCUCUAAAAAUUCUUAUUUUCUCUUUAUCUGUUAACUUUUAAGCUUGUUUUUUACCUCUAUUAACAACAUGGUUGAAGGAAAUCGGAUUGAGCUAACUGAGGAUGAGGCUGAACUUUAUGACCGGCAAAUCCGUCUCUGGGGAUUAGAAUCUCAAAAAAGGUUGCGUGCUGCCAAAGUACUUGUCAUAGGCAUGUCAGGAUUAGGUGCUGAAGUAACAAAAAAUAUUGUAUUAGCUGGAGUGAAAUCUCUAACAAUGAUGGACGGAAGUGUAGCAACGAAAGAAGAUCUUUGCAGCCAGUUUUUUAUUCCUCAUUCUGAACUUGGAAAAAAUAGAGCUGAAGCCUCCGUAGAACGUGCUCAACAAUUGAAUCCAAUGGUUGAAGUCAAAGCAGUGCCACAUUACCCAGAAAAAUUUGCAGAUGAGCCUGAUUUUUUUACAAAGUUUGAUAUAGUCUGUGCAACACGGCUUGACUUACCCACCUAUUUGAAAAUCAACACAAUCUGCAGAAAUGCUAAUGUAAAAUUCUUUUGUGCUGAUGUUUUCGGAACUUUUGGUUACCAUUUCUCAGAUUUGCAGAACCACGAAUAUGCAGAGGAAGAGACAAAACAGAUUGCUAAACCUGUCAUGUCAUCUCAUACUCCUAACAAGCGAGCUAAAAUGGAGAAAGAGGCCGUCAAAGUCACUGUGAAAAAAACUGAUAAUUUUGUACCUCUUCAAGCCGUUGUAGACAUGGAUUGGAAAAAUGAAGAAAAUAAGAAAAAGUUGAAUGAGAUGGACUCAUCCUUCUUUCUCUCAAUGAUUUUACUCUCAUUCCGGUCAAAGCAGAAGAGAGAUCCUAGCCCUGCAACUCGUGAAGAAGAUAUUAAGCUUUUGCAGUCCAUCCGUGAUGAAUUCUUGACAGACAAGUCGGUACCUCUAGAAAAAGUUCCUGAUGAAUGUUUUAGAACGGUUUUUGCUGAAGUGAGCCCCUCCUGUGCUGUAGUAGGCGGAGUCUUAGCUCAAGAAAUCAUCAAAGUUGUCUCUCAGAAAGGCGCUCCUCACAAUAAUUUAUUCUUUUUCAAUCCCCUGAGUAGCUGUGGUACAGUGGUUAGUCUAGGCAAUACCCCCUCACAGAAUUCAAAGCAGGAACCGGUGGAUUUAAUUGAUCUUGAUGAUGACUAAAUAUUUUUGUAUUGUCUCCGUUCCAUUCUUAUUUGCAACUUGCCAAAUCAAAGGUAAUCAUGUUUUUUUUUCCAUCCGUUACAGGAUUUCUAUUGUUGAUAAAAUGCAUUUUUCACUUUACUGCACCAACUCAAUUGGAUCUUAUCUAGGGUCAUUGUGCCCUCUUUUCACUUCUUUAAAACAUUAAGUCUUAUUUAUGUUAAAUAUCUUGAGAAAUUUGAUAAAAUCUAAUAGUAUGUGAGCAAUGUUAAGACUGAAAAGUGUAAAAUGUCUUGUUUCAUUCAACUAUGAGGCAAAAAUAACUGUGGUUUGUGAUGUUUUAAGCUUUUCCAAUAUAAUUCUGCAGCAUGUAGCUCAGCUGCAAAAGUACAAUUAUUUUUGAUUCAAAAGGCAAAAACUGUCGAUUAUAAUCUCAUUUAAUUUAAGCAUACAUUAAUGUUUCUCUGUAUUUGUACUAUUUAUUUUUCGUAUUCAUUCUUGUUUCAUAGUGUCUCUGAAUAUUUCAAUAAAAGUAUUAGUAAAAGCCUUCACUGAAGUAAA
Molecule: messenger RNA, 1781 nt
Organism: Bemisia tabaci
Lineage: Eukaryota; Metazoa; Arthropoda; Insecta; Hemiptera; Aleyrodidae
Gene: Aos1
Product: SUMO1 activating enzyme subunit 1
Biological process (GO): protein sumoylation
Cellular component (GO): SUMO activating enzyme complex; cytoplasm
Molecular function (GO): SUMO activating enzyme activity
Source: RefSeq, a predicted model, not a curated record